GCCCGCUCACCCGCCGCCGCUCUCUGCCCUGCAGGCCGAGCCAUGGUGGAGCCGCCGGCCGAGCCUCCCCCGCAGCCCUGCCCGGCGCCCGGGGGGGCGGCGGGAGGAGAGCCAGCCCGUCCCGGAGAGCAGUCGCCGCUGCUGCACCUGGAUCUGUACAACUUCGACUGCGCGGCGGCGGAGGGCAGCCGGUACGUGCUGACCAGCCCGCGGUCGCUGGAGGCCUGCGCCCGCUGCGCCGUGCGGCCCGUGGAGCUGCUGCCGCGGGCGCUGGGGGACCUGCUGCGGGAGGCGCCCGGGCGCUCCAUGCGGGUGGCUGCCGGCCUCUACGAGGCCUACGAACGGGAGCGCCGCCGCAAGCUGCAGCAGUGCCGGGAGGAGCGGGAGAGGAUUAUCCGGGAGGAGAAGAGGCGGAUCCUCGCGCCCCUCGGAAGCCUGCCGCCCUCGCCCGCCGCCCGUGUCGCCUCCCGCGCUGCCGCCGCCGCUGCUGCUGCCGGCGGGCCCCAGACCCAUGGCGGGGGGAAGACCAGGGCGUCGAGGGGUGCCAAGGGCAAGAGUCACUCCCUGGACUCGCUGCAGAAGCGCCGUGAGGGCAGCUGGGGCAAGACCUCUUCGGAGUCGGGGGCCUCGUCCUCCUACAGCGGGGAGAGCUUGCGGGAACGGGGGGGCAAGGUGGGCGGCCGGGGCCGGGGGGCAGCCACUGCCAGCGGGUCCUUUCUGGGGCGCAGCUUCAGCCUGGGUGAUCUCAGCCACUCACCACAGACUGCCCAGAGGGUCGAGAGGAUCGUCAGGGAGGUGAAGAGGAAGAAGGGCCUCUCGGAGGUGCCUGAAAGGGACAAGAAGAUUGCGGCACUGAUGAUUGCCAAGCACCAGGAGGCCAACAUCCUGCGGGAGCAGCGGCAGGCAGCCCAUCUUCAGUGGGACAGUCAGCGGCGCCUGGCUGAGCAGCGUAAGGAGCAGGAAGAGAAGGAGAAGCAGAGGGCCCUCCUGCAGGGUCAGCGGAUGUGGGAGAGCCAGGUGGAGAAGCGUCGUGGGAGGCUGUACCAGGAGCAGGAGGAAGCUGCCCUGCUGAAGCAGAGGCAGCGCCUCAUGUGUGAGGAGAGGUGGCGGGAGCAAGCAGAGAAGCAGGAGCGGCUGCGGAGGGAGAGGCUGGAGAGGGCCAUCCAGGAGGACAAGCAGAAGAAGCUCCAUCAAGAGCUCAACCUGAAGGCAAAGGAGGAGGUCAAGAAGGAACACCAGGAGCGAGAGGAGCAGCUACUGCAAGAGAAGCUGUCCACAGCUGCACAGAAGAGGCUGAAGAAGGAGGUGCAGCUGCAGAAGGAGAAGAGACUGUUCAACCAAGCAGAGAAGCUGAAGCACGAGGCCUUGCUCAAGGAAUUGGCCAAGCAAGAGGCAGAAGAGAAAGAAAUGCUGAAGGCCUCCCUGAAGAUGAGUUUGACGAAGGCUCAGGAGAACUAUGAGCAGCUAGUGGAGAAGAGAAACCAGGAGCUGAGGGAGAAGGCCAGGCGUGAGGACAUGCAAAUCCAGAGAGCUAAACUGGCAGCAGAGAAGAAGGAAAGAGAGCAGAAGGAGCACUUGGAGGCACUGGCUAGAGAGACAGAGAGAAAGCUCCAGCAUGCUGCCCAGGUGGCUGAAGAGGCCGUUCAGGAAAAAGCUCGCAAGGUAGUCUUGAGUCGUCUGGAGAAGGAAAAAGUGCAGAAGAUGAACAAACAAAAGGUGGAACAGUAUGAAGACUUACGACGCAGGGAAAUCCUCCUCUCUAUAGAGAGGAAGCUGGAGAGAAGCGAGCAGAUCUUCAAGGAGAAGAAGACUGUCUUAGAAAAUGCCAGAUCCGUCGCUCGGGCAUCCUUCCACGUCCGGGAAAAAGUACGGGAGGAAACAAACAUGCGCACCUUUGACAAGAUGGCCUUUGAAGCAGAACUGCAUGCUCACCUUAACAAGAAAUGAAAGAUCUUGUCAUGGAUGAGUGGGGGUACACCACUGUUUGUCCAUUGUAAUGGAUCAGAAAGCUCCUCCACACAAACAUUUGAAAAACAACAACAAUCAAAAUCCACCCUAAUUUCUUAUUCUGGGGGAGCAGGGUACCGCACAAAAUUGUGGCAGCUAUUUCACAUACUGUUUUAAAUACAUUUUUUGUUCUGGGUGUGUUUUAAGGACUGACCUCAGUCAUCUUUCCAGAGGGGAAGCAAGUUUUUGUGUCCUCCACCCCACAAGCACACACAAUUUUUCAGAAAGGGCUGCAGAAGAAGUCUGCUUGAAGCCUGUGAGUACUGAUGGGUUGUUUACACCGGAGAUGACUACAGCUGCAUUCUUUUCAGUUUGCAAUGCAGACAACAGAGGCAAUUAACUAUUAGAGCCUACUAAGUAAGAACCAAAACCGUCUGAGCUGAUUCUGCCUUGAGUGACAGGCAGAAUGGUCACUUGGUUUAAGUUAUGGGACUGCAUUUUCAAAGCUGCUGCACUUCCAUGCUGAAGAUGAGGAAAGCUGGAGUACAGAAUUCCAUAUGCCCCGGGUGCCCCUUGCCCACUGCUGGUACCAAGUUAGAGAAAGCACAGAUCAAGGCCAUGUUUCAUGUAACAGAUGUACAUGACCAAACAGCUUCACACAUUUUGGAUACCCUCAGGGAAUGAAGAAUGGUGGGAAGUAUUGAGGACCUCAGACAGGACCCUAAAUAUCGCUGGGAGACUGGGCUUCCACCCUCAGCUUGUACAACCUGAACUUUGGUCAUGUAUCCAUACUCUGAUGCAUUUGCUGCACUUGCUUGGACAUUAAGGCAGGUCUGUGGGGCUUUCCAGCAUGCCAGCUGCAUGCUUCACAGCCAUAUCCCAGCAGGAAAGGUUGUAUUCUAUCCUUCCCCAGUUCAGAUCAGGAUUAGUUGCUUAUUCAGAGUCCCUUCCCCCAUUGGCAGAGUGGAGGAAAAAUAAUUAUGAACCUUCUUUUUAUAUAUGCCAGCUAGCAGACAGGAUCAAUAUGCAAAGGGACUCCCUGAUUUCUGACAUGCCUAAGCCCUCAGACAACUGUGGGGGUUUUGCACCAUAUGGCUUUAUCGCUUGAUAAAAUAGUGCCCUAGAUAUAUUGGUUGUUUUCCAGUCUGCCACCAAAUGAACUUAGGAGGAUGGGCACAUACAGCCACAGUUUCUGUAGUGUUGUCACCGUUUCUGAGGUCUCCAGACCUAUCACAAGCUGCUGUAUUUUUGCAGCCCCUCCUGCCCCCCCUCCCUGGGACCAGCUACCGAAGGGAUUAAGCACGGCAUGCUAUCUACUGCAGUGGCUUAAUCACUAAGCAAAGCACUCAUCCCCUGACCACAAGGUCAGGGAAUUAUCUUCCUGACAGAUAAUGCAGUCAGGGCUUGGAACAAAAUGAGGAGCUGAACUGUCAUUGCAAGCCCACAGGCCACAGCUUUAUUGCUGUUUCCGGGGCAAGUAAUGCUGCUAGGAUGCUAUGAAAGUGUAGUGUGACUUUUCCCACAUGCCUCAAGAUGCCUCUUGGUGGCAGAGAAAGAUAAACACAGGAAAAAUAGUAUGCAGUUUUGUGUACACACAAAAUAAACACUUCCUAUGCCAAACCUGUCACUCUGAGAGUGAAAGGUUUUGAUGGUUGGAUGUAUUUGGCACUGUGUACUAAAGAGACUGUGAGUAACUAACUGAGCACUAAGACAGGACCAAAAGAGAAUUGACCUCGGAGGAAAUAUAUUUAUCUAGAAAUAUGGUUUCAGAAGGCAUAGAUCCUAUGCUUCAGUUUCAUCAGAAGGUGGGAAGUCCCAUUCCCACAUAAGCCAGCCUGUUGGGGCAGAGCUGCAAGUCCUGCCAGUCCCACAGCUCACCACACAGCUGCCAGAGGGCAACUCAAGCCAGUGGGGGAAAAACUCUUCAUUUGAGAUUUAAAUAUAAAGAGUUCAGGUCUGCUGCCACCAUAAAAGAGUGAGGAAAACUCCUGACACAGUGAGCUAUGAAACCAGGUUCUUACUAGGAACUAGCACAGGGCAUCGGCUCCAGCAGCUGUGCUGUGAGCACCUCAAGACCCUCUGCACGCAGCCAGGAAGAAUGAGCCAUGGUCUCUUGCCUGGUGGCCACUGGAGACCAGCCCCUUUUCAUAGAAGGGGAAGGCAUAAGCUGAGGUUACAGAAAAAGGCUGAGAAGGUGAGGCUCUCUACCCAAAGCUGGGCAAUACAAAUAGCUUACAGCUCUCCAGGUGACUCCUUCGCAGUCACAUACAUAGCAGUAACUACAGAGGAGGAAUCCUCAUCUCUCCACUUUAGUCAAGAGGCCAGGUCCCUAAGACUGAUUGAAAUUACACACACGGUAAAUCUUUCUUGUUGUGCCUUUCAAAAGCAGCUAAGCAAUCAAAUGACAUUUUGUUACC
Corapipo altera (White-ruffed manakin) is the source of this 4364-nucleotide messenger RNA. RefSeq names its product coiled-coil domain containing 177 (gene CCDC177). Lineage: Eukaryota; Metazoa; Chordata; Aves; Passeriformes; Pipridae. Bases 43 to 1947 code for a protein of 634 amino acids. The transcript has 3 exons. The record is from RefSeq and is a predicted model, not a curated record.